GCGGCGGAGCACGCGACGCAGGUCGCCGCGCUCGUCAAGGAGAACGAGGACAUCGUCAGCCGCCUGGCCAAGGAGCGGAGCGCGAACCCGCUCGGGGGCCUGCCCGGCGCCACCGUCGGCCCGCGCGCGAAGAUGAAGCUGUUGACGGUCAAGGAGAUGGGCCGCAAGGUCUCCGCGGCCGCGGCGCGCGCGCAGCGCGCCGAGGGCCGCGCGGCGGGCUCCGAGGGCACGAUAGCGCGCCUCAAGGAGCAGUACGAGUACUGGAACGGCGUCGAAAGAAACAGACUUCAAACCUCUCGAGCUCGGUACUGGCUCUCCAAGAAGGACCGGGACGCGGCCAAGUUCAUCGCGCAGCUGAACGUCUACCGCGCGAAGAAGCGGACGCAGCUCGAGACCGCGGACCUCGAGCUCGUGGCGCUCUGGGACGCCGUGGACCGCCACGCGCGCGUGCUCCGGCGCGUCAAGGCGGGCAAGUACCCGCUCCACCAGCUCGGCAGCAACGUCGCCGCGCCGGCGAUCCCGCCGGGCGACCUGCCGCCGUCGACGGAGGGCCUGGCGCUGGACCGGCUCCCGGCGACGCUGCGCGCCGUGAAGAAGCGGGACCGGGCCCAGCGCGGCCUCGACGAGCCCCGGGAGGGCGACGCGGACGCGGAGUCCGACUUCUACUACGGCGUCGCGCGCGCGUCGCCGCGCGCCAAGUCCGUCCGGAACGCGCAGCAGCGGUCUUCCGACUCGCUCCUGAGCAACCGCACGCCCGAGCCGCCGCGGACGACGACGGGCUUCUCCGCGACGCUCCGGGGCGCGGACCUCGGCGCCGGCGACGACGCGCCGCCGCGGCCCGCGACGGCCUUCGACUACGCGGGCGGCGCGGGCGGCGACGCCGACGAGCUCCGCGGCGAGCUCGCGGCGGCGCGGGCCGCGCUCCGCGACCUCGAGGCGUCCGUCGACGCGCGCGUCAAGGCGCGCGUCACGUCCGAGCUCUCGGCGCACGCGACGGUCCAGUACCUCCGGGACCUCGAGGAGGCGAAGCGCGACGCGGACAAGCGCGCGUCGGACCACGCGCGCCAGUACUCCCAGCUCCGCGUCGCCUUCGAGGCCCAGCGCCGCGCCGGCGGCACGCAGGGCACGCUCUCCGCGAACGCGUCCCGCCAGCUCUCCGCGGGACCGGGCUCCCGGCCCGGCAGCGCCAGCGGCCUCGACCGGUCCGGGCCCGCGCGGCCCGCGUCCGCGCGCGCCGCCCACCGCCCCCGCAUGUGA
Messenger RNA from Aureococcus anophagefferens, 1257 nucleotides. RefSeq lists its product as hypothetical. NCBI's taxonomy places the organism in Eukaryota, Pelagophyceae, Pelagomonadales, Pelagomonadaceae. The transcript is spliced from 2 exons. The annotation marks the transcript as partial. The record is from RefSeq and is a predicted model, not a curated record.